UUCCACGCACCGUAUACUGUGGCUUUAUGGUGUCGCCGCUGAACGGAGUCGGGCUCACGGGUCUCUGUGCUCCGGGACAGGGUCCGGAGAAAAGCAUCAGGAGAACAGGAGAUGAUGGAGUUCAUCACCGACAAGUUCUCCAUGAAGAGCGCUGCGGCCGUGAAGGGGAGCGAGUACUACGUGGGCUCCGGAGGCUCCCUGGACCAUGUCAUGGAUGGUUUGGAGAACACGCACUACUACAAGAGCUCGCCCAAGUGUCUCCAGGCCUUUCACACUCACAGCAGCAGCGAUCUUCGGCCCAGACUGGACCAGGCGUCUCCAUGCGAGGACCAUAGCGGGGAGCGAAACGCGCCCAACUACAGCCUUCUGAAGUCGGAGGGCGAUGCCCUGAGCGCCGAGCUGGGACGGUCCAUGGACUCGUGCUGCGCGGUGAGGGCCUCCCCUGCGGCGGCGGCGGCGGCGGCGGCGGGGGCGGCGACGUGCCACGGGAGCGCGGACGUGGACGAAGCGGGAGAGAAGUGCGACAGCAACGUGUCCAGCAGCAAGAAGCGGCGCCACCGCACCACGUUCACGAGCACGCAGCUCGAGGAGCUGGAGAAGGUCUUCCAGAAGACGCACUACCCGGAUGUUUACGUGCGCGAGCAGCUCGCCAUGAGGACGGAGCUCACCGAGGCGCGGGUGCAGGUGUGGUUUCAAAACAGAAGAGCGAAGUGGAGGAAAAGAGAGCGCUUCGGGCAGAUCCAGCAGGCAAAAAGUCACUUUGCAGCGACGUACGACAUAUCGGUACUGCCCCGAACGGACAGCUAUUCACAGAUUCCCAACAACUUGUGGAACGGCUCGGCCCCCAGCAGCCCCGCGGUGUCAUCCUGCGUACUUCCACGUGGGCCCUCCCCUUGUGUGACACCCUAUGCCCCCUCACCACACGGCGAACACGGCUACGUGGGAUUCCCCGGUCAGCAGGGGCAGUUUGGCCACGUCUCCCUCAACAGCUUUUUUGCGGACUCCCUGCUCACCUCCGCCCCCAGCGGGCAUACAUUUGAGGCCAAACCCGAGCUGGAGAGGAGGUCCUCCAGCAUCGCUGUACUACGCAUGAAAGCAAAGGAACACGCUGCCAACAUCUCCUGGUCCAUGUGAACGUUGGUAUGAAGAAAACUGCAGCACCGCAAUUAAGAACAAUCAUACGGCCUGGAUAGAGAGGUGUCAUUUAUUAUAAACCGAACAGCGGUAACGGGAAUGACGUAGAUGUACAUUUAUAUAUACCCUGGUAUACUGGAAAUCUGACUGAAGGAGCAACGCUUUCAAAAGAAAUCAUUCUUUUGUUUUUCAAAGGACAACGAAUGCAGUAAAUAGCAAACAGUUGCUUCAGUUUUACAGUUGAACAAUAUAUCAGUAAAAAUGAGUAAAGAUGUAGUAAAGAUGACAACCAUUCAGUGA
Molecule: messenger RNA, 1434 nt
Organism: Scleropages formosus (Asian bonytongue)
Lineage: Eukaryota; Metazoa; Chordata; Actinopteri; Osteoglossiformes; Osteoglossidae
Product: ALX homeobox protein 1-like
Exons: 4
Coding region: 112-1134 (340 amino acids)
Biological process (GO): negative regulation of DNA-templated transcription; positive regulation of transcription by RNA polymerase II; embryonic skeletal system morphogenesis
Molecular function (GO): RNA polymerase II transcription regulatory region sequence-specific DNA binding; DNA-binding transcription activator activity, RNA polymerase II-specific
Source: RefSeq, a predicted model, not a curated record